CGGUUGUGUGUGUGGAAGAAAGAGGUGCCCGUCUUUGAGCGCGAAAUGUGGAUUGAAAAUCGAAACAAAGAAAAAAAGUAGUUAUAGCUUGAGGGAAUACAACACACAUAUACCAUAAUCACAGAGAGAGAACUCAAGAGAGAAUGGCACAGGCCCAACCUGAAGAGAGGAUCCAUGAAAACCCAGAAAAAGAAACCCAAGAAACAGGGAACUCUAGCUUCAAAUUUAAUGCCCAAGCACCUGAAUUUGUUCCAAGAUCACAGAUCCAGAUGCCAGUUUCAGGUUAUUUCUACCCUUACUUCCAAAUUCUUGGUGGGUCUGGUGAGUCUGAUUGGUUCUUUGUUGGGGACCAAGACCCUUCUUGUUUGAUCCCCACUGCCAAUGCUGCGCUACCCAAUUCCUCCAAGAAUAUUCUUACCCCUGAUCUUCAACAAAAAAUCGUCAAACAGGUGGAGUAUCAGUUCAGUGACAUGAGUUUGUUAGCAAAUGAAUCCUUCCAUAAACAGAUAAAUAAAGAUCCUGAAGGUUAUGUUCCAAUAACCGUAAUUGCUUCUACUAAAAAGGUUAAAUCUCUUGUUAGUAACAUUAAUAUGCUUACUCAAGCCAUCCGUUCAUCUUCAAAACUUGUUUUGAGCGUUGAUGGCAAAAAGGUUAAGCGCAAACAUCCUUACACUGAAAGGGAAAAAGAGGACUUGCAGUCUCGCACCGUUGUGGCAGAGAAUUUACCUGACGAUCAUUCCCAUCAGAAUCUUCAAAAAAUAUUUGGUAUGGUUGGGAGCGUGAAAACGAUCAGAAUAUGCCAUCCCCAAGAGCCUAAUUCUUCUCGCCCAAAAUCUGAUUUCUUUGUCAGUAAUAAGGUACAAAAAACAACAUCAUACCAUGUUUCUAUGUUGUAUUAACAAUUCAAAUGAUACUUACAAGAGUUUCUUACCCCAUGUUACUUGGUUCUCUCAAUCAAGCUCCAUGCGCUUGUGGAGUAUGAGACAUCAGAUAUAGCUGAGAAAGCUGCUGAGAAGUUAAAUGAUGAAAGAAAUUGGAGGAAAGGGAUGCGUGUAAGGAUGUUUGUUAGAUGCUCGCCAAAAUCUGUUUUGAAGAGUAGAAAGUCAGAAUUUGAUGGAUAUCUAGAUGAUGACGAGAUGCUAAAUUCUGAAUCUGUUGAGGAUUCUUCUCCUUAUCACUCAAACAAUGCUGAAUUGUUUGACACAAAUGUUGAUGAAAAUUGUAAGAAAGGAUGGGCUAGUAGAGGACGUGGAAAGGGAAGAGGGCGCACUCAAGGACGUGGCCUACUUGCUCCACCAUCUCAAUCAAGCAGCACUAUCCUUUGCGAUGCACACACUAAACCCAACACUAAGGGCCCAAAAAUGCCUGAUGGUACAAGAGGCUUCACCAUGGGACGUGGUAAGCCCAUUAGUCCUUCUUCUCAAGUCACUUCACCUAAAGAGUAAUAAUGGGUAUUUCUCAAGUUUUUCCUUUGGCUACAUACUGAACUUAAUUAGGAGAAUUCUUUGUAUUUCUUCACCACAGUAUUCAAAAGCAUCAAAAGUGUUUUAGAAGACCCUAUUAUGUUGGCUACACGGGUAGUCCCAAUUUUUUUUUAGAUUUUACCAGUUUAGUAAUAAUUCAUGAUUUAUAGUGUGAUAUGGUAUGGCCAUCCUAAUGAUAGUGGCCACAGAUUCUAAAUCUUGCUUUCAAUUAUUUAUUGUACACUAAAAUGUUUUUGAAAUUGAAUAAGAGACUUAGGAGUCAAAU
Molecule: messenger RNA, 1749 nt
Organism: Glycine soja
Lineage: Eukaryota; Viridiplantae; Streptophyta; Magnoliopsida; Fabales; Fabaceae
Product: la-related protein 6C-like
Exons: 9
Biological process (GO): RNA processing
Cellular component (GO): nucleus
Molecular function (GO): mRNA binding
Source: RefSeq, a predicted model, not a curated record